AUGCCUUACACUGAACAGGAUCCUCUAUUAUCAAGAGAUAGAUCAUACGCAGAAAUCAAGGAUGGACACAAUGAUCUUGCAAUUUUCAUUCGAUCCGUUUAUAAGAACCACAUCUAUGAUGAGAGCUUCACCCAUGUCUUUGAGAAUGGGGGAAUGCCUCAUCACGUGGAUCUUCCUCGAUUGAAAGCCGGCAAGAACGGAGGAGCUUUCUGGAGUGCAUUUGCUCCAUGUCCCUCAAAUUGGAGUGACUUUUCUACUGAAAAUUAUGGUCAUUCCGUUGCAUAUACCUUAUCCCAACUUGAUCUCCUCGCUCGUCUCCAAGCCGCCUACGCUUCGUACUUUUCACUUCCCGGGAAUAGUAGCACUGCUUUGUCGGCUUUCAAAAAUGGCCAACUCAUAUCCCCAUAUAUCAUUGAAGGUCUUCAUCAAAUCGGAAACUCCAUAUCCAACCUCCGCCAGUAUUAUAAUCUAGGAGUUCGCUACGCAACCUUAACACACAAUUGCCACAACCGCUAUGCAGAUGCAGCACUUGUUGAGCUUCCAGGAGGUGGCAUUGAAAAGUCAAAACCUCACUGGGGAGGAGUCUCUCUCGCUGGUCGUCAACUCAUACAUGAGAUGAACCGACUAGGGAUGAUUGUUGACCUCUCUCACACUAGUCCAGACACUAUGCGAUCAGUCUUGGGCUUGGAAGCGGACUGGCCAGGUAGUCUUGCGCCUGUGAUUUUUAGCCAUUCAUCUGCCUAUGCGAUAUGCCCUCAUCCACGCAAUGUUCCGGACGAUAUCCUACGACUCGUCAAAAAAACCAAUUCCCUCGUUAUGGUCAAUUUUGCACCAGACUUUGUAUCAUGUGUCGCGAAUUCGUCCAAUGCAAAUGGACUUCCAGAUUUCUAUCCAAACAACUCAACGUUAGAACAUGUUGCUAGACAUGUCAUGCAUAUUGGUGAUCUCAUUGGCUACGAACAUGUAGGUUUCGGUAGUGAUUUUGAUGUAGCCGAACUUCUUAAACAAGGUGUUAGCGAUGAAGAUGCUGCAAAGGUAGUAGGUGGGAAUAUUUUGAGAGUUUGGAAAGAUGUCGAUGAGGUUGCCACAUAUUUACAGGCGAGGGGGAAAAAGCCACUUGAGGAUGAUCUUGUCCCAAUGGCAUAA
Molecule: messenger RNA, 1146 nt
Organism: Sclerotinia sclerotiorum 1980 UF-70
Lineage: Eukaryota; Fungi; Ascomycota; Leotiomycetes; Helotiales; Sclerotiniaceae
Exons: 4
Coding region: 1-1146 (381 amino acids)
Biological process (GO): proteolysis
Molecular function (GO): metallodipeptidase activity
Source: RefSeq, a predicted model, not a curated record